This is a messenger RNA of Stylophora pistillata, 2487 nucleotides long. RefSeq lists its product as uncharacterized. Lineage: Eukaryota; Metazoa; Cnidaria; Anthozoa; Scleractinia; Pocilloporidae. Gene Ontology annotation, biological process: regulation of apoptotic process. Gene Ontology annotation, molecular function: death domain binding; protease binding. The record is from RefSeq and is a predicted model, not a curated record.
GAUUCUCUGAUUGGGCAGUGUUUAUUGAACGAAAGUCGUGUAUCAGAUCAACACCGCGACAGCCAUACGUAUAGAAACACGUUCAGCACUCAAGCGUGAUUUCAUUUUCAAGUACGAAAGUUACGGUCUUUACGGUUCUACUUCCCAUCGCAUCAGAGUAAUUCAUCAGUCGUGAGCGAUAUCUCAGCUCGUAAGCAUUUAGUAAGAACCGAAUCUCGGCAUCUUACAAUGGAACUAGAGGAAACAUUCGCAGAGAUUUUAACAAAACACCGCUUGCUUAUCAUACAACAUCUUCAAAUGGAUCGUACAUUUCUGUUUGACUACCUCAUAAGUAAAUCUUCUUUUGACAAGGCUGAUUUUGAGUUGAUUCAAGCCGAAAAGACGAGCGAGUCAAAGGCUGGAAGGUUUUUAGAUAUUCUGGAAUUGAAAGGGCAAAAGGCGUUUUACCAUUUUAUAGACGCCUUGCAGAUUCUCAACCCAAGCCUGUAUGAAAUGGUGACCGGGGAAAGUGCGACAAAAAGUGACAAUCCUAUCUUGUCAGAUGUUAAGAGCCAUAUCAUCAGUGGUGGUGGAUCUACCUUCCUGGACGUAGACAUCCUCAGUAAUUACUCAAAGAUUCUCACUAAGGAGUUACACGACUUAACUCUACGACACGAUCAAGUCCUCAAAGACAACAACGAGCUUAAGAAAAAGCUCGAGGAGGCCUUCUUGGAACAAAACCGGUUGCAACGCAGAAUAAGCCAUCUGGAAAAACAAGUCUCGGCCACAGAGGACGCUUUGGCCAGCGAAGCUCAAUCAGCUGCCAAUAAGACAGGCGAGAAUCUCAUGCAGCGGUUCCAAGCGGUCCAACUCGAGGGGCGAACAAACCAGUUUAUCAUCCAGCUACAGAUGAGGUUGUUAGCAGCGCACGAGGAAAAUGAAACAAUGAGACAGCAACUAAAUGAAAUCAGACAACGAGAAGAUGAAGUGUUGAAGCAGUUGAGUAAAGUCAACCAAGAGUACGCAAUUGAAAGAAAGGAGACAAACAAGCUGUCGCAACAACUACGAUCACAGACAGAGGAGAUGAAGAUGUGCGAAACACUUAAGAUGAAACUACGCGAGGCGCAGUUCGAGGGCGCAAAGUUGCGAUGUGAGCUGCAAGAUAAAGAGAAUGAUCUCAACGAGGUACAACGCUGGACAGAAGCUUUGAAGGCUCGUUUUGAUUUGAUGGUAGCCGAGAAAGAAGAAAUGCUAAAAAGCCAGGUAACCGUGGAUAGCGAAUGCUCGCGCAUGCGCGAUGAGAUUUCUGACCUGAAAAUCAAACUCAAUCAUAAAGAACGCGUCAUGGAGGAACUAAGACAAAACUGCAAAGAGAUUGAAGAUAGUUCCAAGAUUUACAGAGAAGAACGCGAUUUCUAUUCUAAAUCCAUGACAGAUUCCGCCAUAGAGGUAGAUCAGAUGAGGAAAGAGAUGGAAGAAAUCAACCAGCGACACAAGAAAGCUUUGGAGUCGAAGGAAUCGAGUCUCCGACAGCAGACUGAAUACGUGCGACAGUUUGAGAACAAAUAUGACGAAGCCAAGGAUGAACUUGCGUCUGUGAAAACAAUGUUGAAUAAAGAGAAAGCGGAUAAUGAGGAACUGAGGGAGAGGAUCUCCACUUUGGAAGCAGAAUUGUCAAAAAAGGAACUGAGCUCUAGGACUUAUAUCGAAGAAGGAGAUCACAAGGACGUGAGCCAAAUGCCGGACACACAUGAGCAUGAACCGAGUGGGACUGGGGACGACGACGAAGUCUUCUCCGUCACCGCCUGGAAAUUCAAAGAACGCGCAGCCAAGGAACUGGUGGGGAGUAUUCAGAGGCGAUUUCAACCAGAAAAAAAGGUUCCACGGGCCAAGAACAAGGUUAUUCGGAAAAGUAACAGCUUUGACGAGAAAUUAGCCAAACUGGUACCUGAAUUUGAAAGCCUACCACUGAAAACUAGGGAAGACUGUAGCCUUGAUCGUUACAGAAUGAAGCGAUGCCUGCCGUUUGCGCAACUAGCAACAAUGUGUCCGCCAAUGACAGGCAUCGGUGACGCGUUUCCAGACGCACUAAACGCAGCGAUUUCCCUCUCAACCGAUAAUCGAAAGCAUGGAUAUCGCAAGAUGUCUGCCCCUGUAGUAGGCGCAGAUCUUCUCUCUUUUCAUCUCCAGGAUUCAAAUCCAGAGGAAAAAGAUCGCGACGAGAGAGAUGAUGAGAAAGCCAACACAUCCAUGGACAAAGAGAGCAAGAAUAGUUCGCUAGGUCCGAAUUUUCGCGCCCGAUCACGGGCUAUCAGACUCAGAGAGGGCGAGAGAGAACGCAAUCGUCGUCUUACGGAACCAAUUAUGUACCAGACGAGGGCGGAUGACAUGUAACAUAAACCUCUCAAGGCAACGAUCAGAAGCAUUUGUCAUACCUAGUUUAAAAAAUAUGAACAAAGUUUCGACCGCUCCACGGUCAUUUUCAAGUUGGAGUUCAUGAGUAAAUUU